AGGUGGCCGUGCCUGGUGGUUUUCGAGUGAAAAGACGUUCAGUUCGAAGGAGUACACAGACACGUGCCGCGGCUUUGAGGAAUCGUCAAAGCAAUUGAGCAAGCAUGCAAAGAGCAGGGUCCCUUUGACGGAAUCUUAGGUUUUAGCCAAGGGGCUGCAAUGACAGCCAUGAUUCUCAUUCUACAGAGCCUCAAAAGGAUAGAAUGCAGCUUCAAGUUUGGUGUCCUAGUGGCCGGUUUUCGGAGUCGCUCCAGUGCACACGACUACCUCUUCGCACAAGAAAGCGUGAUAGACUUGCCCACCCUGCAUGUUGUAGGUGAAACUGACAACAUUAUACCCAAAGCACAAGCAACAGAAAUACUUCCAUUCUUCUUGUCCCCAAGUGUCCUCUACCACCCGGGUGGCCACUUCCUACCGACAGGUAGCGAAUGCAAGGUGGAAUACAUUGCCUUCUUCAAGAAAAUAGCUUCUCCUCAUAAUGGUGCUACACUAUAAAACUGCUAGUCUUGCUAGUGUCUA
Messenger RNA from Rhipicephalus microplus (southern cattle tick), 519 nucleotides. RefSeq names its product esterase OVCA2. Gene Ontology annotation, biological process: response to retinoic acid. Gene Ontology annotation, molecular function: hydrolase activity. Gene Ontology annotation, cellular component: nucleus; cytoplasm. NCBI's taxonomy places the organism in Eukaryota, Metazoa, Arthropoda, Arachnida, Ixodida, Ixodidae. The record is from RefSeq and is a predicted model, not a curated record.